Fraxinus pennsylvanica is the source of this 1158-nucleotide messenger RNA. The record is from the annotation of a GenBank genome assembly. Lineage: Eukaryota; Viridiplantae; Streptophyta; Magnoliopsida; Lamiales; Oleaceae.
AUGAAGAUUUUUGUGAAGACUCUCAAGGGUACCCAUUUCGAUAUUGAAGUGAAACCUGAAGACACGGUCACUAAUGUGAAGAAAACCAUCGAAACUUCUCAGGGAUCUGAUGUUUAUCCUGCUACACAACUGAUGCUUAUCCACCAGGGAAAGGUUCUUAAAGAUGGAACAACAUUGGGAGAAAAUAAUGUUGCUGAGAACAGUUUUGUUGUUGUCAUGCUAACAAAGAAUAAGAGCUCGUCUGGUGAAGGGUCAACCACAUCAGCUGCACCUGCUGUAAAGGUGCAACCGACAAGUGCCACACCUCCUACUUCAGCUCCAACAUCAACAGCACUUCAUGCUCCUGCUGCAGCACCUGCACCUGUACCCACUCCUGCAUCCUCUCCCAUUCCUGUUCCUGCUGCUGACGUAUCGGAUGCCUAUGGCCAUGCGGCUGCCAAUUUAGUUGCUGGCAACAACCUUGAGGGUACGAUCCAGCAGAUUCUUGAUAUGGGUGGAGGAACUUGGGAUCGAGAUAUAGUUGUCCGAGCUCUUCGAGCUGCUUUCAACAACCCGGAAAGAGCUGUUGAAUAUUUAUACUCAGGUAUCCCCGAGUCAGCAGAAGUUCCACCUACAGCAAGAAGUGCACCUAGCACUCGGGCGGCUAAUGUGCCUUCUCAGCCUCAGCAAGCCGCACAACCUGCUCCUGUACCUUCAGCUGGACCCAAUGCAAAUCCUCUAGAUCUUUUCCCACAGGGUCUUCCUAGCAUGGGUUCAAAUGUUGGUGGUGCCAACACCCUAGAUUUUCUACGCAAUAGUCAGCAGUUCCAAGCCUUGCGAACAAUGGUGCAGGCCAACCCACAAAUAUUACAGCCCAUGCUUCAGGAGUUAGGAAAGCAAAAUCCUAAUUUGAUGAGGCUGAUUCAAGAGCAUCAGGCCGAUUUCCUUCGCCUUAUAAAUGAACCUGUUGAAGGCGGAGAAAGUAACAUACUAGGGCAGCUUGCUGAAGCUAUGCCACAGGCUAUAACAGUUACUCCUGAGGAACGUGAAGCCAUUGAACGCCUCGAAGCAAUGGGGUUUGAUCGAGCACUUGUUUUGGAGGUGUUCUUUGCCUGCAACAAGGAUGAAGAGCUUGCUGCGAACUACCUGCUAGAUCAUAUCCAUGAGUUUGAAGAAUGA